UGUAUUUUUCAGGGACAUCGAACUUCAUACUGUGACCAUAGAGAUAGGAUUCUAUUUAUUGUAAACAAAAAAGGUAGACCGCUUACUCAGUGCAAAGAAUGUAGAGAGUUACGUAUAAGUAAAAGGAUUCAUAAAAAAUGUCUAUGUCCCUCAAGGAAGACGAUC
Cokeromyces recurvatus is the source of this 165-nucleotide messenger RNA. RefSeq lists its product as uncharacterized. Gene Ontology annotation, molecular function: DNA-binding transcription factor activity, RNA polymerase II-specific; copper ion binding; RNA polymerase II cis-regulatory region sequence-specific DNA binding. NCBI's taxonomy places the organism in Eukaryota, Fungi, Mucoromycota, Mucoromycetes, Mucorales, Mucoraceae. Gene Ontology annotation, biological process: intracellular iron ion homeostasis; intracellular copper ion homeostasis; positive regulation of transcription by RNA polymerase II. The transcript has a single exon. The record is from RefSeq and is a predicted model, not a curated record. Gene Ontology annotation, cellular component: nucleus. The annotation marks the transcript as partial.